Molecule: messenger RNA, 1485 nt
Organism: Dujonia railenensis
Lineage: Eukaryota; Fungi; Ascomycota; Pichiomycetes; Serinales; Debaryomycetaceae
Source: the annotation of a GenBank genome assembly
AUGGCAACUCGUGGGAGACCAACAAAAUGGUCGGGAGCUCCAGCCCGUUAUAAGGAUCUUGGAAAGUUGAAGUUGAACACCAUUAUAUCUGGUCAUCUUACCCAAGAGCAAAUCGAUGCGUAUCAACAAUACUUCAGAAUAGAAGAGAUUUCAAACCUACUCCGUCAGGCUCAGGAGCAAAGGAAACCCUUAGUUCUGUUAUUACCAUCAGGUUAUGUAGAUGAAGCUAAUUACAAGAGAGACCCCUCCCCACCUCCGACAUACGAUAGCAAUGGUCAAAGAACAAAUACACGAGAAAAUAGGACUCGAGCUUCGUUAGAGAAUGAAAGGCAUUACUUAAUCGAUGAGUCUUUGAAGCUGGUUAAGAAUUACAUGCCACCUGUAGAAUAUAGAAAACCCGCCAAAACAACUGAAAAAAUAUACAUACCGGUAAAAGAUUACCCUGAGAUUAAUUUUGUGGGGAUGUUGCUUGGACCAAGAGGGAAGACGUUGAGAGAUUUACAAGAAAGUAGUGGUGCCAAAUUAGCUAUUAGAGGAAAAGGUAGUGUUAAAGAUGGUAGAUCGGAUAGGGACACACAUAACAAUAGUGAUACUAGUUCAGCGAUAAUAUCUUCAGCCUCCUACUCAAAUCCGAGUCUUACAGCUUCUGGUGAAGACGACUUGCACGUACUUAUAACAUCGGAUUCACAAGAAAGCAUUGCCAAGGCAAUCAAAUUAACCAAUGAAGUUAUAGAAAAGGCAAUUUCAUCGCCAGUGGGCCAAAAUGACUUAAAAAGGGGUCAACUUCGUGAAUUGGCUAUUUUAAACGGUACCUUGAGAGAAACAAAGCCUUAUGAGCCGCAACAGCAAAGAAGAGGAAUACCAGCUGGUGGAUUGGACGUCUCAGCGAUUGUGUGUAACAUAUGUGGGAAAGUUGGUCAUUUUGCUAGAGAUUGUUUAAUGAGGAAGGAAAGAGACGAACUGGAAGACUCAUCUGGGAUUUGGAAGAAGAAUAAACCCAACUUACCAAAUUUACCAAAUUUACCUGCAGCUCCUUGGAAUGUUAUUAGUAACAACGUACCAAAUGCACCUCCCUAUACUACUGCACUGGGUUUACCUGUUCAAGAUCCUUCUGAAAUCUCAAAGCAGGAGGCAAUUAUGCCAAAGGUGCCCUCAUUUGUGUCUAACAUGACAGGUAUACCUUUGGUUGCGCCUCCUCCAACCAUUGGAAAAGCGCCAGACGGUUUAUUGCCUUCAAUGCCACCGUCUAGCAUUGUAGCUAAACCUCCACCUCCACCAUUGUCAGCAGCAGUGGCACCUCCACCACCACCUUCUGGGCUUGUGCCUCCACCUCCACCACCUUCUGGACCUACAGUUCCCCCACCUCCGCCUUCCGGAAUUACUCGCCCACUCCCACCAUCUGGAUUGCCGCCUCCUCCACCCACUUCAAAGUUACCACCUCCUCCGCCCCUGACAGUGCUGAAACCACCGCCACCCCCUAAAUGA